Xylaria bambusicola is the source of this 2066-nucleotide messenger RNA. RefSeq lists its product as uncharacterized. The coding region runs from base 1 to 1863 and encodes 620 amino acids. The record is from RefSeq and is a predicted model, not a curated record. Gene Ontology annotation, cellular component: nucleus. NCBI's taxonomy places the organism in Eukaryota, Fungi, Ascomycota, Sordariomycetes, Xylariales, Xylariaceae. Gene Ontology annotation, biological process: DNA-templated transcription; regulation of DNA-templated transcription. Gene Ontology annotation, molecular function: zinc ion binding; DNA-binding transcription factor activity, RNA polymerase II-specific; transcription cis-regulatory region binding. The transcript is spliced from 4 exons.
AUGGUUGGGACUCCAAGGUCUUGCACCUCUUGCCGGCAGGCCAAGGUAGCUUGCGAUGCGCGUAGGAAGACUGGCGAUGCGCCGUGCACACGCUGCGCUAAGAACCAGCUUGAAUGCCGAUUCGACAAGAACUUCAAGAGAAUCCUUACCCGCAAGCUCACCGCAAGCCUCACGAACGAGCUCCAUCAAUUGCGCACCUCGCAAGAGAGCUCUGGGUUGAGGCAGAGACGACGGUCACCAUUGCAAAUGCAAUUGCAGCGCUCGCAGCCAGAACCAUGCUUAUCAAUCCACCUCCCGUUCCUAUACACGAAUCUCACGGAACCUCUGCCCGACUUUUCCAUAGAGAAUCUCACCGUUCCCGCAAGAGCCGCAGUUGAGUUGAUACAACACUUCGGAGACCAGUAUCACCCUUAUGCUCAAUUCAUUCAACCCAUCGAAUCGCUGGCGCACUUCUACACUUCAUCCCCGCUGCUCUUCUGGACUAUUAUCUUGAUUGCAUCGCACUACCAUAUAGAGCAUAGUAGCUUAUACGAUAAAUUACUUUUGCCACACGAGAAACUUCUGAGGCCGUUCGUAAACACCGCUGUCCAGUCAAUUCAUGAGAUCCAUGCGCUUCUUUUAUUGUGCAUUUGGCCAAUAUCGAGGCGGGUGGAGGAAUCGAAUCCCACUUGGAACCAUAUUGGUCUUGCUGUAAAUGCCUGCAUGCGGUUGGACUUGAACAGAACGGCGCCGGCGCCGCCAGUUCCCAUCUGGCCACGAUCGAGCACCAGGCCCGAAGAUGUCAACAUACAGACACGGAGACUAACAUGGUUAGCAUGCCUUGCCAUCAGUUCACUAGAGGCUACAUUCCUGGGCCUUCUCCCGCCCCUGUCUAGCCGUCCCCAUCUCAAACGCAGCCGGAAGGCUGUGGCCGCGCUGGAAGGUCACCUGCCACCUGGCGCGAGGCCCAAGCUUGCCAUAAACGAGAUUAUUUGUAACUACACACUAGCCCUGGAAGAGAUUGACGGCUCGUCGGCGCAACCUUCCCUCGUGGAGACAUUUAGCCGCUCCCUCGAUAUGAUCAGACAGACCUACUCAACGGAAUGGAGCACCGAUGUCGACGUGAUCUCACAAUAUGCGGAGUUCACUCUGAAUGCAACGGCCCUCGUGCGAAUGUUGGAGGAAGACGAGGAAGGAUCUUGUCUGCAGUUUACCGAGGCACAGACGCUCAUUAUUCAAGGCACGGAAGCUGCCUGGCGUGCGAUCGGUGACGUGAAGACGAUGAUUCGCGAUGCUCUAGACCCCGAAAAGCAAGCGCCUGGUGUGACCAUGCCUAUGUGCUAUCCGAGAUUCUACUUCGCGGUAGUGUUCUUCGCGGCCAUUUUCAUUUUCCGGACGUCGUAUAUGCGGCCAACCACAAGUCGCGAGGCCACCGUCGAAGCGCUGGUUGAGGUCUAUAACAUGUACAGGCUCUUCCCACAUCACACCGAAAUGAAGACCGGGUUAGAUGUAAUCCAACAUCUCAUCUGCCUCGCGAAUUUAGACGAAUCUCCAUAUGUAUCUUCACCUAUUGGUGGGCUGACUACCAUUAACCGCCUCGGUGCUUCCAUAGUCUGGGACACCAUGGUGCAUCUCAAUCAGCAUCGCGGCGAAAGGCUUGGUAAACAAUCGGACCAGGCGCCUCCGGAACCACGAAUAUUACCUAGUGAUGCUGCAGCCGGCCCUUCCGCUGUUAUGCAGACUACAAUGGGCAACGACACCAUGGGAGAAAUACAAGGAUUGCAACUACAAGAUGCUAUUGAUAUUGACUGGACAGCCAUGAACCUACCCCUACCCAUUUUCGAUAUAUUCGGCCUGGAAGCUGGGGAGCAUAUCACAUGGUAACACGGUUAUAAGUGGUUCGGAAAACAAGGAGACUCUAUAUCACUCUAGUGUCGGUCGGGCCUGGUCGGGACUAUAAGCAGAGCGUAUCUAAUGCCUGUCGAAUGACUAAGGAUGUACUAAAGUUGGCGUUUUAUUGACAUUUGACCAGGCAAGGAAAUUGGUAGAAUUUUAAGUUUUGAAUCAAUAUUAAAUUAUCGGGCGGA